GUUAUGAAUUGAAUGCAAGACUCGAAAUACGAAGACACGGCGCGAGGAACUGCGGCAUUAUCGUUCGAGGAAGAUUUUUGAGAUCACCUUCAAUACCAAAGUUUUCCAUCCAAACAUUGAUGGCAGAGGCAGGAUAUGCCUUGACAUUCUCGAAGAUCAGUGGAGCCCUGCUAUUAACAUAUCAAAGAUUUUACUGUCAAUCAGCUCCCUUUUGACGGACCCGAACCCGGACAACCCGCUCGAGCCAGAGAUUGCUCAUGUGUAUAAAACCGACAGAGCGAAAUAUGAUGCAAUUGCUCGAUCCUGGACUCAGCAAUUCGCCAAACCCUGAGAACCAUAUCAUUAGUUAUUUUACAUAAAAAAAAACUUUUUCUUAUUUAAAAUUUCGUUCAGUGACUAAUGUUUGGACUUGCUCUUCAUAGAUGUGUCUUUUGGGCUCACUUUGAGACCUAUAUACAACUAUACUUAUUGUUGUUUUUU
Phalaenopsis equestris is the source of this 480-nucleotide messenger RNA. Its product is annotated as ubiquitin-conjugating enzyme E2 5A-like. Gene Ontology annotation, biological process: protein polyubiquitination. NCBI's taxonomy places the organism in Eukaryota, Viridiplantae, Streptophyta, Magnoliopsida, Asparagales, Orchidaceae. Gene Ontology annotation, molecular function: ubiquitin conjugating enzyme activity. Gene Ontology annotation, cellular component: nucleus. The record is from RefSeq and is a predicted model, not a curated record.